CUAAUACCUAACCUCGAACAUAAUCUCCCGAGAUUUGUGCUGGUCUCACUGUAUAUGAAUACGCAACACCCAUGUUACAGAUCUUCAAAACUCACCCAAACGUAACGGCAUAUUCUUCUCCCCACCGGCCUCGCCGUGAAAUGGGAAAAUCUCAAAAACCACACACUUAAUUCCCAAUCCUAUACCCAACCCAUUGCCCAGAAAGCGUAGGAGAAGAAACACCCACCAAAAAUCUCAACUUUAUUAUCUUAUUAUAUACACGUCUCUGGAGACUAGAAGGGGCGCGGCAAAUGGUGGCGAAGAUGAUGAGGUGGCGUCCAUGGCCGCCGUUAAUCUCCAAGAAAUUGGAGGUGAGGCUGGUGGUGCGGCGGCUUGAGAAUCUUGGCGGCGGAGACGAUUGGUUGAGCGGCGGCGCAGCUGCUUCGGUGGAGAUCGGGUGGAAAGGGCCGCCCAGGGUUGCGUUGAGCUCGUUCAGGAGAACGGUGAAGAGGAACUGCACCAAAGAAGAAGGGGUCAAGAAUGGGCCGGACGGCGCCGUUUCGGUGGAGUGGGAUGAGGCGUUCCAAAACGUCUGCAAUCUCACUGCCAGAGACAACGCGUUUCAUCCCUGGGAGAUUAGCUUCACUGUGUUCUUCAAUGUGUCAAAUCAAGGAGCUAAGAAUAAGGUUCAUACUGUUGGAACAGCAACCUUAAACCUUGCUGAAUUUGCUGCCAGGGCAGAAGAGAAAGAGUUUAGCUUGAACAUUCCCCUAGCGGUUUCAGGGAAUGGAUCAGAGACUCGCCCCGCGCUUUGUAUAUGUCUCAGUUUAUUGGAAGAAAUAGCUGCACAAGAGCCAAUUACAUUGGGGCUAUCCUCGCCUAGACCGGGGGAAACAUCAUCCCCCGAGAAAGACGAGCUUUCUGCCCUUAAAGCUGGUCUCAGAAAGGUAAAGAUUUUCACGGAGUAUGUGUCUGUGAGGAGAGCGAAAAAGCCUUGUCGGGAGGAAGAUAGCAGCGAUUGCAGGUGGUCGAGGAGUGAGGAGGGCGAUUACGCUUAUCCUUUUGACACCGAGUCACUCGAUGGACUCGAUGGAGGAGGAGAAUUGGAGGAAGGAAAGGGAGAUUCUUCUCCAGUUAGGAACUCAUUUAGUUAUGGUACAUUGGCCUAUGCCAAUUUUGCGGGAUCAUCGUUUUAUUCCAAUACGAGGAUUAGUGCUAAGGACGAGGAUUUGGUUUACUAUAGCAACCGCAGGUCGGAUGUUGGCUGCUCGAACAUGGAUGAUGAAGUUCCGGUGCCUGUAGUUUUGCAAAACUCGAAACGCAGUAUUCUUCCUUGGAGGAAGAGGAAGCUGAGCUUCAGAUCUCCUAAGGGUAAGGGGGAGCCAUUGUUGAAGAAGAAUUAUUGGGAAGACGGUGGAGAUGACAUUGACUAUGAUCGCCGCCAGCUCAGUUCUGAUGAAUCUAUUUCCUUCGGGGUAAUGAUCUUCGAUAUCUGUUGCUUUUUCUUACGGAAUUGGUGGCAGAGAGUGGGGGUUGAAAACCAAUCUUCAUUAUCGGGGUUUUGUGAUGAUAGUUUUACUGUUGGAAGCUGGGAACAGAAAGAUAUUACGAGCCGGGAUGGGCACAUGAUGCUUCAAACGCAGGUCUUUUUCGCUUCCAUUGAUCAGCGAAGUGAGCAAGCAGCCGGAGAAAGUGCAUGUACAGCGCUCGUUGCUGUUAUUGCCGAUUGGUUACAAACCAAUCGCGAUCUGAUGCCUGUUAAGUCGCAGUUCGAUAGCUUGAUUCGAGAAGGCUCUCUGGAGUGGAGGAAUCUGUGUGAGAAUGAAACUUACCGGGAAAGGUUCCCCGAUAAGCACUUCGACUUGGAGACUGUCCUUCAAGCCAAAAUCCGACCAAUCUCUGUAGUUCCAUCGAAAUCCUUCGUCGGGUUUUUCCACCCGGAUGGGAUGGACGAGGGGAGAUUCGAUUUCUUGCAUGGCGCCAUGUCGUUCGACAGUAUCUGGGACGAGAUAAGCCGUGCUGAGAUUGGGGAGCCCCAAGUCUACAUUGUCAGCUGGAAUGACCACUUUUUUGUCCUCAAAAUCGAACCCGAAGCUUACUACAUCAUCGACACGUUAGGCGAGCGGCUCUACGAAGGCUGCAACCAGGCUUACAUACUAAAGUUUGACACGAACACCGCCAUCUAUAAACUGCCUGAGGCUGCACAAUCAUCAGACGAAACGGUUUCUUCCGCUGCAGAACCAAAGACCGCUAAUGCUCCUCCCCCGGCCAAUUCAGACGAGGUUUCUGCCGACACUCAAAUGGCGGUUUCUGGGCCCGAGGAAUCAGCGAAAACUGAGCAGAACGAAAUUAUCUCUCGAGGAAAAGAGUCGUGCAAACGCUACAUAAAGGACUUCUUGGCUGCCAUUCCCAUUAGAGAACUUGAGGCAGAUAUGAAGAGAGGUCUCGUAACAUCAGUGCCUCUUCAUCACCGGCUUCAGAUCGAGUUCCACUAUACCCAUUCUCAACCAGCACCCUUAUUAACUCCGGCAAUAGAAGCAGCAACCUCCUCGGGCCAUUCUGAAACUCCGGCAGUAGAAGAAGCUGCUUCGCAACUAUCAGUUGAAUUUGCAUUAACUGAAGCUGCAACAUAAAUAUUUGAAUGUAAAUUUCUUUUUAAAGUUUGAUUAGAUUAUUAGUUCUUCUUAUCCAUCCUUUUGUGUCUGCAGCAACAUUCAUAGCUAGAGUUUGUCACCUUGUUGAAACUUGAAAGUGUACAUCAGUUUCUAACCUCCUUUCUUGAAUCAAUAAAUAUAUCUAACUGUUCUUUACA
Messenger RNA from Ipomoea nil (Japanese morning glory), 2791 nucleotides. RefSeq lists its product as uncharacterized. Bases 291 to 2612 code for a protein of 773 amino acids. The record is from RefSeq and is a predicted model, not a curated record. Lineage: Eukaryota; Viridiplantae; Streptophyta; Magnoliopsida; Solanales; Convolvulaceae. The transcript is spliced from 4 exons.